Molecule: messenger RNA, 816 nt
Organism: Guyanagaster necrorhizus
Lineage: Eukaryota; Fungi; Basidiomycota; Agaricomycetes; Agaricales; Physalacriaceae
Product: kinase-like protein
Exons: 3
Coding region: 1-816 (271 amino acids)
Biological process (GO): protein phosphorylation
Molecular function (GO): ATP binding; protein kinase activity
Source: RefSeq, a predicted model, not a curated record
AUGGUAUGGGGGUGCGUUUUACUGGCCGUUUUCUUUUGUCCCGUCUUUGAGCAGUUCCAUCAGGCGCCGUUGACUAUCAACGACUUUGAGAUCCUCAACGGGUAUGCAGGUAAUGUCUGCCGGCGCCGAAGUAGUGGAAAGAUCUUCUCUUUCAAGCGCGUUACUCGACAGGCGGCGUCACCGCCUCGGCAUACCGUGAUUUUGGAGGCUGUGAACAGGUUAUAUGCGCCCUUUCUUGUCAAGAUGCAUUGGAGUUUUGUCGAUAACGAUUCGUUGUAUAUAAUUCUUGAUAACGGACAUGCAGGCGAUCUGCUGACCUUCGUCUCUUCGCGAAAGCUGUUCGACCCAAAGCACAUGCAGUUUUAUGCAUGCGAACUUGUUGAAGCAUUGAGUAGCCUGGUUCCUGCUGGCAUCAUCCAUCGAGCAUUAAGGCCUGAAAAUGUGAUGAUCGAUGCUGAGGGCCAUAUCAUGCUGACAGGAUUUGACGACGCGGUAAUGCUUGGGGAGGACUCUGAUCUGACGUCACACUAUUCUUGUUUUGAGUACAGGGCUCCGGAACUCCUAUUAGGGUGGUCUCACGACUUCGCAGUAGAUUGCUGGGGAUUCGGGGCGUUGUUAUACUUUAUUUUGCUUGGACAGGUUCUUUUAUUCCUAUUUUGCUGCAUUCCGCUAACAUAUUUACGAUCUUGCAUUAGCACGCAUUCAGGAGAGAUAAAGACGCCAUUCAUACGCCCAUCGCGUUGGCUUUAUUGGCAGUUCCAGCUUGCGAUCUUAUCUCCAAGGUGGUUUUUCCUUCGUUUCAAUUUGGCCGUCUAA